AUGAAUCAUAUUUCAGAUGUUGGUGCAGUAAUAAAUGCUGCAAGUGAUGCUCCAGUUCCAGUAAAUAUAGAUACAACUUGGGUUUUAAUAACAUCUUUCAGUGGUUUAUUAACAAUUUUGGAAUUUGCAUUUAUAAGUUCAGGUGCAGUUCGUUAUAAAUCAGUGCAAUCAUCUGUAAUAACAGUUUUAUUAGGAUCAGUUCUAACAAUUUUGUUUUUCUGGCUUGUAAUAAAAUAUAAUAAUAAUUAGGUUGGAUAUGGUUUUGCUUUUGGAGAUGACAAGAAUAACAAAUUCAUCGGUUUUAGUAAAUUUGCAGGAGUAGGUUACAUAAUUGGAUCUACAAGAGACGAUUAUUCAAAUUUAAGUAUUAAAAAUGGUUAUAAUAAUUAUAGUAUAUUCGAUAGUUGGAGCAGUUAUAGUUUCAUCUCUAUUUGGAUUAGGAACUUUAGAAAGAUCUCGAUUCUUUUCUGUUAGUAUAUGUAUAGCAUUCAUCACAGCAAUAUUAUAUCCAAUAGUAUUACAUUGGGUUUAACCAACAGGAUGGUUAUAUAAAUUUGGAUUUAAGGAUUAUGCAGGAUCAAGUUAUAUACAUAUGUUUGGAGGUAUUACUGCAUUAGUUGUUUCAUUCUUUUUAAAAGAAAGAAGAGAUGAAGGUGGAAAUGUUCAUUCGGGCAUUUUCCCUCAUCAUUCUCCAAUUAACAUUGGAUAUGGAUCUAUCAUCUUAUCGCUUGCUAUUUUAUUAUUCGUUAAUGGUACUAAUACUAAAGGAAAAAAUGCUAAAUAUGAAUAAGGAUUGAUAGCAGUUAAUACUAUUGUUGCAGCUACUUUCUCAGCACUUACUAGUUUUAUAACAUAAUAUUUGAAAACUUAUAAAACUAGUUUAAUUGCACUCUCUAGAGGUAGUGUUGCGGGAAUUGUUGCAAUCUCUGCUAUAGCUAAUAAUGUUUGAAUCUGG
This is a messenger RNA of Paramecium sonneborni, 955 nucleotides long. Lineage: Eukaryota; Ciliophora; Oligohymenophorea; Peniculida; Parameciidae. The record is from the annotation of a GenBank genome assembly.